AUGUUUUUUUUUUUUUUUACCGCAGCAUAUGCAAAAGCUCAUUCCUCUUUGUAGCUUAAUCGAUCUUCUUAAUAUUUAAAUAAAUAAUAAUGGCGGCUAUUCCUUCUCUAACUAUGGUGUUGAUGGGUCGUACUGGAAAUGGAAAAAGUGCAACUGGAAAUAGUAUUCUUGGAAAAAAGGUGUUCACAUCAAGAAAAAGUUCAUCUGGCAUUACAAAAACUUCUACCUUGGAGAAAUGUGUACGAAACGAUGGGCAAAUCAUAAAUGUCAUCGAUACUCCUGGAAUGUUCGAUUUAUCUAAUGGAACAGAAUCCACCUCAAGAGAAAUAACCAAGUGCAUAAAAUUGGCAAGUGGAUGCAUUCACGCAGUUAUUUUAGUUUUUUCAGUAAGGAACCGAUUCAGUCAAGAAGAAGAAGCCACCAUUAAAACCCUACAAAAUACAUUUGGACCCAAAAUUGUGGAUUACACCAUUGUCAUCUUAACGGGAGGCGACGAGUUCGAUGACGGCGAUGACAUAGAAGAUUACUUGAGCCAUGAAUGUCCUGCGGCUUUGAAGGAUAUACUAGCUGCCUGCAAGAACAGAUGUGUGAUUUUUGACAACAAAACUAAGAGUGAAGCAAAGAAGGAAGAACAAGUGAAUGAGCUUUUGGGUUUGGUGAAGGAAAUUAUCGACCAAAAUGGAGGACAGCCCUACAAACCUCCUUUGAUUUCUAAUAAAAAACUUGAGAAGGAAUUUGAUGAAGUCAAAAGAAAGCUUGAACAGUCUUGCACGCAAGGCAUUUAUUCUGAUCCCAAGCUUGAGGAAAAGUUGAAUGAGUUUACGCUCCAGGUAAAUAACACAUUUCAACGACGAUUAGAAGAUGAAAGAGAAGCACGUCGUCAAGUAGAAGAGAAAACACAACAAAUACAGAAACAAUAUAAUGAUGAAAUUCAGAAGCUCGAUAAAUUGCUAAAUAUUUCAUCCCAAAGGCCAUCACCCGUCGAGAUUGAGCAAAAUUAUGAACAUGAUAAUCUAAUUCAGCCAACACCUCAUAAUCUAGUUCAGCCAGCACCCGUCGGGGUUGAGCAAAAUUCUGAAUAUCAUAAUCCAUUUCGAUCUAUAAUGAGACGCCUAAGACGUCUACUUAGAAUGUAAUAAACAUUGUUUUAGUACGAUUGCAUGCAUUAUAUGUGUAAUUUAAAUAUAUUUAAACCUUGCUUGAAUAAGGCAUCUGCCAUCUGUGAUGUGUCUCUUUGUAUAUUGCACUGUUAAACGAUCGAUGUAAUGGAUUAUUAUCAUAUAUAUCCUAUAUGUUAUAUAUAUUUCA
Benincasa hispida (wax gourd) is the source of this 1308-nucleotide messenger RNA. Its product is annotated as immune-associated nucleotide-binding protein 1-like. NCBI's taxonomy places the organism in Eukaryota, Viridiplantae, Streptophyta, Magnoliopsida, Cucurbitales, Cucurbitaceae. The record is from RefSeq and is a predicted model, not a curated record. Gene Ontology annotation, molecular function: GTP binding.